CGAGCCCCGCCCCGUCCCUCCUCGUCCCUCCCAGAACAGAAGGCUCCACCCCGAGCGGAACGGGGCGGUUGGGCGGUGUGGAGUCGCCCCUUCGUACCAAGUGUGCUCCCAGAAACUCGCUAGCUAUGUCGGCUGCUCAGGUGGGGGGUGUUUUCCACAGAGCCCAGGACAGGACCCUGAACGCGUUUCUAGCAGAAAAGGAAAGGGAAUGGAAAGGCCCGUUCUACUUCAUCCAGGGUGCAGACCCACAGUUUGGGCUGAUGAAGGCCUGGUCCACCGGGGACUGUGACCAUGGUGGUGAUGAAUGGAGCCAGGAGAUCCGCCUCACGGAACAGGCUGUUCAGGCCAUCAACAAACUGAACCCCAAACCCAAAUUCUUUGUUCUGUGCGGUGACCUCAUCCAUGCCAUGCCAGGGACCCCCUGGCGCCAGGAGCAGACUGAGGACCUGCAGCGGGUGCUCAGGGACCUUGACAGGGAAAUCCCGCUGGUCCUUGUCAGUGGCAACCAUGACCUGGGCAAUGUCCCCACAGCAGAGACCAUCGAGGAGUUCUCCCGGACGUGGGGAGACGACUACUUCAGCUUCUGGGUCGGGGGUGUCUUGUUCCUGGUGCUCAACUCCCAAUUCUGGUACAAUGCUUCCCAGUGCCCGGCUCUGAAGCAGGCCCAGGACCACUGGCUGGACCAGCAGCUGAGCAUCGCAGGACAACGGAAGUGCCGGCAUGCCAUCAUCUUCCAGCAUAUCCCGCUGUUCGUGCACAGCAUCGAUGAGGAGGACGGCUACUUCAACCUCACCAAGGCUGUGCGCAAGGAACUAGCAGACAAGUUCACUGGUGCAGGUGUCAGAGCUGUGUUCUCAGGCCACUACCAUAGGAACGCCGGGGGCACCUACCAAAACCUGGACAUGGUGGUGUCUUCUGCCAUUGGAUGCCAGUUGGGCAAAGACACCCAUGGGCUCCGAGUCGUGGUUGUCACUGCUGAGAAAAUCAUUCAUCGGUACUACAGUCUAGAUGAGCUAAGCAAGAAGGGAAUAGAAGAUGAUCUAAUGGAGCUAAUGAAGAAGGAAUGAUUGCCCUUUGUGAUCUGUUCACUUUUCACUUCCAGUUUUUUAUUUUGCCAGAAACAGCAGCAGCACACAACCCUUUGUUGAAAUGUAAGAGUAGACUGGGCAGUUUUGUGAAUUUACAUCCUUUUGCAUAAAUCAUAUCCUAAAUUAUAUUCACAAUAGAACUGCCACACAGAAAGCCUGGAAUAAUUUUCUAAUUAUUACAAUAUUAGACUAUCUCUGCAUGAAUGUUUGCGAAAAUUCUAAUGGUGCAUUUCUCAACUCAGCUCUCAAAUUACAUUCUUUCUGGCAGCAUAUGAUCAAUGUCUACCUAUCGACCUCAGUCCCAGCUUGAUAUCCAAGUGUGAUCUUUGAUAAUUCAUUGAACAAACUGCAUCUGAUUAUAUUAAAUUGUGGUCAUGACUCCUAAAAUGUUAACAAAACAAAGGUCAUCUCCUUUCCUUUUUACCAAAACAAAUAGCUGUCUCUCGAUCUUACCAGAGCCAUGUAGACUUACUUUAACAAAGAUCCAAGUAGCUACCAUUUGCUGUUAAAUUCUGAAGUGUCAGUUAUUGCUCAUACUGGGAACAGAAUACACUUGAUACAGCUCAGAAUUUGAAUUUGCCUUCCUGACAACCACAAAAGUUACCUUUGCACAAAAAUUGUCUGUUUAUGAAAAUCUCACCCAGAAGACUGGAAUCAGGCCGUGAGACAUGGGGUGGAAAGUCACUCUGCAGCCCAGUUUGUUCAUCCCAUUCUUCUGGUCCUAGGAUCCGUCAACAGCCGGGAUUCUUGUGGGGUCAGAAUGCCCUUUUGUUUACCAGCCUCAAAACGGCACCAGCUUCAACAAAAAAAGUGGGAAUUGAUGCAGACUUCUCAACAAAAACAAAGCAGAUUCUGGUGGGACCAAAACAGGCUUUCAGGCACACGAACCUGACACCAAAAUGCAUGAGUACAGUAUCCCUUGGGAUACUGUUAUUUAGAGCUGGCAUUGUUUUUAUAUAAUAUGCUUUGCUGCAUCUCUCAGCAGCUCCUGGCUCUGGUGUGCUUUUAUCCAUGUAAUUUGUUUGCAUGCUUUCUUGUUUGUUUCUUUUGUGAGGAUUGAACCCAAGGAAUCAUAACCUAUAUCCCCAGCCCUUUUAUUUGACAAGGUCUUACUAGUUACCCAGGAUGUCCUUGGGCUUGCAAUUCUCCCACCUCAUCCUCCCACGUUGCUGGGAUUACAGACUGCACCACCAUACCAGCCAAUUCAUGUAGUCUUUUCACAGAUCAUCCUGGUGAAUGAGUUACCAGGUACUCCAAAUUCUGGCAGAAAAAUUUUGCAUAUAAUUAUUUUGCAUAUUAUUAUGUAAUAAUAUUCACUAAGCCUAAACCAACUUUUAAAAACUGACUGGUUACAAAUGAACUGCAGAGUCCAUUAAGUUAAAAGGCUUUCUUGUUAAAGAGUUUUAGUCAAUGUAGCAAAACCAUGGGAAAUUAAAUAGAAAGAUAAUUGGAUAUGUAAAUUCAUAAGGAACAAAAGACAAGGAGUUAAUUAUACUACAGAUUGGUGACACACCAUUGUUCAUUAUAUGCAAAAUAAAUUUAAAAAUUUUCAAACUAGAAUGCCUUUUUGGUGCUUUGCUGCAAUCUUGUUUGGUGUUCAUUUUUCUUUACAACAGAUUUGGAUAUAAGAGGUCAAAAGGGCAUAACUAAUGAGCCACUGGAGAUGUGGAAGGUUGUGACCCUGGAACCAUGAAGACACGGGCUCUGACUCCACAGUGGGGAACUCUCAAGAGGGAAAUGGGCAGAGUUUAAUCACAGAGGACUGAAGAAGGUGCUCUCUUUGUCAUGUUCAGUGUACAAAAUUGGGCAAGAAUAUGGGGAUUAUUAAAAGUAAUGGGAAUGAAACUAAGUAAAUCCUUUUCUCACAAAAUCCUAGUAAGUCAAAAAUUUAUUUGAAAUACCCCAAAAAUAUGCUAAGAAAAAGGAAUCAGGAAAUUCCCACAAUUUUUAAAGUAACAAAACAGCUGUGAGAGGUUCAAAACAACAGUUAGAGAUUCAGAAUAAAGUUGGAAAAUUAUUCUAAGGACCAGGAAAUAGGUUCAUGUAUCAUUCAGAUAAAAGAUCAGUAUUAGUGCAUUUACUUAUGAUCCAAAAAAAAAUCAAACAUAAGUGCCUUAAUACUGUGAAAAACAAUAAAAGACGUCAUGAGUACA
Molecule: messenger RNA, 3241 nt
Organism: Heterocephalus glaber (naked mole-rat)
Lineage: Eukaryota; Metazoa; Chordata; Mammalia; Rodentia; Bathyergidae
Gene: Cpped1
Product: calcineurin like phosphoesterase domain containing 1
Molecular function (GO): hydrolase activity
Source: RefSeq, a predicted model, not a curated record